AUGCGAAGUAGGGUUUUGGGUUAUGCCCAGAGGAAACUAGGUGUUUUGACACUAGAAACAGAGGAGGAUAGGAAACUCCAGGGCGGCCCGGGAACACCAAGCACCAUUACUGGUGUUGUAAAAGGACUGCAAAUAGGUGGUGACAAGGAAGAUGAGAGAGAUGGAGAGAAUAGUACUUGUGAAGGUGCUAAGAUGAUGAGGGAAGCUUCGUCGGUUGUGCGAACGAGGUUUCUCUCCUGGUUCUUCUCGAUGCAGCUGAGACGAGCUUCAAGGCUUGCCAUCCGUGCAUCCAUGGAUCAGCUGGCUCUGAUACCAAAUGAUACUAACCCUUYCCGUUGCCGGAACAAGAAAUUUCAUCAAGGGAGUGAAGACGAUGAAGAAAGAAUAGAAGUUGAAGAAGAAGCAGAUGGAAUAGAUGAUAUAGCAGAGCGGUUUAAGUGUAUGAGCCUCUCUAAGUGCGACGUCUCCAAACGAGGGGAGAAAUACGGGCAGUGGAGGCAAGAGCAGAGGAUACGAGCGGCACGGUUGGAGAAGCGGCUCAAGGCAAGGUGGGCACUGGAGGAGUUGAUAGACGAACAGUUGAGACGAUUCGACGCCCACUACAACAGAGCCAUGGUUCCCUCCAGGCUCAAGGAGGUAGCCCACCACCUCAUGCCCAAAUGGACACCUCCCUUGGAGAUGGCCUCCCUUACAUGGCUUGGCGAUUGGCGUCCCUCCGCCAUUCUCUUCCUGCUCCGAUUACUCUCCUCUUCCUCUUCUUCUUCAUUCAGCGGGAGAGUGUUGUCACGGCUGAUUCAUGAAACACGCAUUGAGGAGGCUGUGCUGGACGAAGAGAUGGCAGAGAUCCAGGCCAACUGCAUCCUCCACCUCCCUUUCAUUGGCCCAAAAGCUAACAACAAGGGUACUGCCUUGGCGUCUGUGCAGUUUGAGUUUAAGAAGAUCAACCGAGUUAUCACAAAGGCUCAGCGUCUCAGGUACAAAGCACUGGAAUUGGUGGUGAAGAAGCUGUUGAACCAGACAGAUGCUGCUCAGUUUUUGGUGGCCUUCGCUGGGAUUCAAGAUUCAGUCCACCGGUUUGCUACCCAACAGAGACUCCGGAGAGGUCCUGUCUCCUUGACCAUCAAGGCCUUGGGUAUAUAA
Nelumbo nucifera (sacred lotus) is the source of this 1140-nucleotide messenger RNA. NCBI's taxonomy places the organism in Eukaryota, Viridiplantae, Streptophyta, Magnoliopsida, Proteales, Nelumbonaceae. The record is from RefSeq and is a predicted model, not a curated record.